This is a messenger RNA of Microcebus murinus (gray mouse lemur), 4873 nucleotides long. The record is from RefSeq and is a predicted model, not a curated record. Lineage: Eukaryota; Metazoa; Chordata; Mammalia; Primates; Cheirogaleidae.
GGCUGGGGGCUGGGAGGAACCGGGGCGGGAAGGGGAGGCCUUACAGCUGUCCCUGAGGAGAGCUUUGAGGCUCUAUAGGGUGUUGGGGUGAAGGGCUUGGUGGUGGGACGAGUUCAGGACCGCAGGAGGUAGGGCGGUUAGACGGCGUUUGGGUUCCUGGUGAAGGGUUUAGGGAGUGAGAAAGGAGGUGAUUAAAGUUAACAUGGGGAGGGAAUGUAGUUAUGCUUGGGCAGAAUUAGGGCAGUGAAUUGGUGUGAAAAGGUAUUAGGAAUCUCUCUAAGGAAGAGAUCUAGAGCUAAGGGAGAGGUCCAGGUGUGAAGGAUGGGGUUAAAUUAAUAUGAAGAGACGUUAAAACAAUGUGUUGGGAGGGGGUUGGGUACCCUUCGAAUGCGUUAAGAGUGGUCUCUGCGCAAAGGAGGAAUAUGUUAAUAAGAAAGGGGUUUCUAGGUGUCUCUAGAAUGCGCUGGGAGGGUUUUUUUUGUUUUGUUUUUUAAAGUACAGGUAAUUAGGCCAAAGUGAAGGUGGGAUUUGGUUAUUGGGGGUGUGGAAUAGGGUGGCAAGAGAUCUGUGUGUUAAAAGUGGGGUGGGUUCUGGGUAUUCCUGGAAUGAGAAUGAGGUGGUAGGUUGAUAAAUUGGGGGUCUGGGUAUCCCCAGAGCAGUAGGCUGGUGAGAGGGCUUUGGGUGUGAGGAAGAGGUGUCUGCAGGAUUAGGGUGGUGAUGGGGGGGUUCUGCCUGAAAAGAAUAGGGAGGCUGGGAAUCUCUAAAAGAGAUUGGGGCAGUGGGAGGGUAUGUGUGAAAGGAAUUUAAGCCACAUUGUGAAGGGUCUGGAUAUCCCUGGAGUGGGUUAGAGUAUGUAGGCAUCUUUUUGUAAAGAAGAGGAGUUAAGUUGAUAUAAGAUGGGUUCUGAGCAUCCCUGGAAUGGGUUAGGGUGGGGUUGGGUUUUUUUGCAAAUAAGAAAAGGUUGAGUUAAUAAUGUGAAGGAGUAUCUGGGUAUCCCUGGGAUGGGUUAGUGUAUGUGGGUGUAUAAAGGGUUUAAAACAAUGUGGAGAAGGUAUCUGGGCAUCCUCAGAAUGGGUUAGGGUGGGCCUGUUUGGCAAAGAAGAGGUGCUUAGUUGAUAUGAAGAGAGGGUGUGGGUAUCCCUGAAUGAGUUGGGGUGGUUGUAUAUGAAGAAGAGAGGUUUAAGUCAAUGUGAAGGGAGGAUAUGGGUAUCCUAGAAGGGGUUACAAUUGUAGAUUUGGUCUUGGAACAAGGAAGAAGUGAUUAAUGUGAAGUGGCUGGAUACCCUAGAGGCAUGAGUUAGAGUGGUAGGACGGGUCUAGAUAGGAAGAAAGGAUUAGGCUUUUGUGAGGACGGGUCUGAGUAUUCUGGAUGGGGGGGGUUUAGGGUUGUGGGAGAAGGCCUUGGUUUGUAGAGGAGGUUCAGUAGUUUAAGGGGACGGCUGGAUAUCACGAGGAAGUUAAAGUGGGGAAGGUGUGAGUGUGGGAAUAGGUUAGUGUGAGAAAAUUUGGACAAGGGGUAGUCGAAUGUGUGGAAUCUGGGCACCAUAGGAAGAGAGUUAGUGGGUAGCAGGGGUUGUGUGUGAAGGAAGGUUGUACCAUGUAAGGGUACUGAAAGUGGAGUGGUGUGGCAUUGGGACAGCUUGAAUAGUCUGAGUGUAAAAAGAGGUCCAAGAACCUGGGAGAAGGAGCAGAGGCCAUGGGAGAAGUGUGACUGGGAGAAAUAGGCAGUUAAGGCUUAUGUGAGGUUUCACCUGGGUACCUUUGAGAGGGAAUGGGGUACUUUGAAUUCAUUAGGAUAAGAGACAGGUUGCUGUUGAUGGGUGGGACUGUGGGGCCUGCUGGGAGGCACAGAAGAUAAGGGGAUUGGACAGGUUACAAGGAUCUGGUGGGUGGAGUUUGGUUCCAGUUGAUUCAGAGCCCAGGGCCUUGCCGCCACCAUGACUGAGGAGUCAGAGGAGACAGUCCUGUACAUUGAACACCGCUAUGUCUGCUCUGAGUGCAACCAGCUCUAUGGAUCCCUGGAGGAGGUGCUCAUGCACCAGAACUCCCACGUGCCGCAGCAGCACUUUGAGCUGGUGGGUGUGGCUGACCCUGGAGUCACUGUGGCCACAGAGGCAGCUUCUGGCACGGGCCUCUAUCAGACUCUAGUGCAGGAGAGUCAGUACCAGUGCCUGGAGUGUGGUCAGCUACUCAUGUCACCCAGCCAGCUCUUGGAGCACCAGGAGCUGCACCUGAAAAUGAUGGUACCCCAGGAGGCAGUGCCAGCUGAGCCACCACCCAAGGCACCCCCACUGAGUUCCAGCACCAUCCACUAUGAGUGUGUGGAUUGCAAGGCUCUCUUUGCCAGCCAGGAGCUCUGGCUGAACCACAGGCAGAUGCAUCUCCGGGCAACACCUACCAAGGCUCCUGCCCCAGUAGUCCUAGGGUCUCCAGUUGUCCUAGGGCCCCCCAUGGGCCAGGCCCGAGUGGCUGUGGAGCACUCAUACCGAAAAGCAGAAGAGGGUGGGGAAGGGGCAGCUGUUCCAUCUGCAGCUGCCACCACCACUGAGGUGGUGACUGAGGUGGAGCUGCUCCUCUACAAGUGCUCUGAGUGCUCCCAGCUCUUCCAGUUGCCGGCCGACUUCCUGGAGCACCAGGCAACUCACUUUUCUGCUCCUGCCCCAGAGUCUGAGGAGCCUGCCUUACAGCAGGAAACGCUGACCUCAUCACCUGCAGAGGAACCUGUGUCUCAGCCUGACCCCUUGCCAGCCUCCGACCACAGUUAUGAGCUGCGAAAUGGUGAAGCUGUUGGGCGCGAUCGCCGGGGGCGCAAGGCCCGGAGGAACAACAGUGGAGAGCCAGGUGGGGCAGCCACACAGGAGCUCUUUUGCUCAGCCUGUGACCAGCUCUUUCUCUCACCCCACCAGCUACAGCAGCACCUGAGGAGUCACCGGGAGGGUGUCUUUAAGUGUCCCCUGUGCAGCCGUGUCUUCCCUAGCCCUUCCAGUCUGGACCAGCACCUUGGAGACCACAGCAGUGAGUCGCACUUCCUGUGUGUAGACUGUGGCCUGGCUUUUGGCACAGAGGCCCUCCUCUUGGCCCACCGGCGAGCCCACACCCCAAAUCCUCUGCAUUCGUGUCCCUGUGGAAAGACCUUUGUCAAUCUCACCAAGUUCCUUUAUCACCGGCGUACCCAUGGGGUAGGGGGUGUCCCUCUGCCCACGACACCAGUCCCACCAGAGGAGCCUGUCAUCGGUUUACCUGAGCCAGCCCCAGCAGAGACUGGAGAGCCAGAGGCCCCGGAGCCCCCCGUGUCCGAGGAGAGCUCAGCAGGGCCCACUGCCCCAGGCACCUACCGCUGUCUCCUGUGCAGCCGUGAAUUUGGCAAGGCAUUGCAGCUGACCCGACAUCAGCGUUUUGUACACCGGCUAGAGCGGCGCCAUAAGUGCAGCAUUUGUGGCAAGAUGUUCAAGAAGAAGUCUCAUGUGCGUAACCACCUGCGCACACACACUGGGGAACGGCCCUUCCCCUGCCCUGACUGCUCCAAGCCCUUCAACUCGCCUGCCAACCUGGCCCGCCACCGGCUCACGCACACAGGGGAGCGGCCCUACCGGUGUGGGGACUGUGGUAAAGCCUUUACGCAAAGCUCAACGCUAAGGCAGCAUCGCCUGGUGCACGCCCAGCACUUCCCCUACCGCUGUCAGGAAUGUGGGGUGCGUUUUCACCGCCCUUACCGCCUGCUCAUGCACCGCUACCACCACACGGGCGAGUACCCAUACAAGUGUCGUGAGUGCCCUCGCUCAUUCUUGCUGCGCCGGCUGCUGGAGGUCCACCAGCUCGUGGUUCAUGCAGGGCGCCAGCCCCACCGCUGCCCAUCCUGUGGGGCUGCCUUCCCCUCUUCUCUGCGGCUCUGUGAGCACCGCUGUGCAGCUGCGGCUGCCCAAGCCCCACGGCGCUUCGAGUGUGGCACCUGUGGCAAGAAAGUGGGCUCCGCUGCACGGCUGCAGGCACAUGAGGCAGCUCAUGCAGCUGCUGGGCCUGGAGAGGUCCUGGCUAAGGAGCCCCCAGCCCCGCGGGCCCCGCGGGCCACUCGCACACCAGGUGCCUCCCCGACGGCCCUCGGAGGUACUGCCACAGCAGCUCCUGCGACCCCUGCCCGGCGCCGGGGUCUGGAAUGCAGCGAGUGCAAGAAGCUGUUCAGCACAGAGACAUCACUACAGGUACACCGGCGCAUCCACACCGGUGAGCGGCCAUACCCAUGUCCGGACUGUGGUAAAGCCUUCCGGCAGAGCACCCACCUGAAAGACCACCGGCGCCUGCACACAGGUGAGCGGCCCUUUGCCUGUGAAGUGUGCGGUAAGGCCUUUGCCAUCUCCAUGCGCCUGGCAGAACAUCGCCGCAUCCACACAGGUGAACGGCCCUACUCCUGCCCCGACUGCGGCAAGAGCUACCGCUCCUUCUCCAACCUCUGGAAGCACCGCAAGACCCACCAGCAGCAGCAUCAGGCAGCUGUGCGGCAGCAGCUGGCAGAAGCAGAGGCUGCUGUCGGCCUGGCUGUGAUGGAGACUGCAGUGGAGGCGCUGCCCCUGGUGGAGGCCAUUGAGAUCUACCCUCUGGCUGAAGCCGAAGGGGUCCAGAUCAGUGGCUGACCCUGCCCUGUUUUCCCCUUCAGCACCAUUGUGUCCUGUUGCUGAAGGCCUUCCAACAUCCCCUUAAACUCUGUACAGACUGUAGCCCUUCCCCGUCCUGUCCCCACCACUGUGUAAGUUCUAUAAUUGGAUCUGUUUUCCCUUUUGGGGUCCUUGAUAUGCAUAAAGGUACUCCCCCUACCUUCCAACUUUUAGCACUGGUAACCCCAAAGUGAAAUCAUCAAUAAAGACUGAGUUGGAGAUUA